Messenger RNA from Brugia malayi, 162 nucleotides. RefSeq lists its product as uncharacterized. Lineage: Eukaryota; Metazoa; Nematoda; Chromadorea; Rhabditida; Onchocercidae. The record is from RefSeq and is a predicted model, not a curated record. Bases 1 to 162 code for a protein of 53 amino acids. The transcript has a single exon.
AUGGAAAUACUACCAGCACUAGCACCAGGACCACCAGCACCAGGACCGCUGCCAAGCAUUCUUCCCCGCCUCUUCUGGGCAGUAAUGGCGGAAAGUGGCGGCGCUUCUUGUCUUCUUUCUAUCGAAUUUCAACCCGUCACAUUCCUCUUCAUUCCAUGCUGA